Molecule: messenger RNA, 2511 nt
Organism: Cicer arietinum (chickpea)
Lineage: Eukaryota; Viridiplantae; Streptophyta; Magnoliopsida; Fabales; Fabaceae
Product: tRNA-dihydrouridine(47) synthase [NAD(P)(+)]-like
Biological process (GO): tRNA processing
Molecular function (GO): tRNA dihydrouridine synthase activity; RNA binding; flavin adenine dinucleotide binding
Source: RefSeq, a predicted model, not a curated record
CAAAAGUUGAUUAAAACCCUACUCGUUGUGCGUCCAUUUCUUCCGUGGGCAUAGGCCAACGCCGAAGUAUGUAAACUUACUGAUAAUCGCAUUAUAUCAGGAAAAAAAACGACAACCUUAACAACUGCGACUGGACAUGGACGGCGGCGAUAACGAUUCCCGACAGGGAAGUACGUUAGUUAUUCAUCAAACCACAGAACAACUUAUCGCCAGGUGCAUAGCUCCCGUUAAAAAGGACUUCCUUCGCCCUCCUCCCGUUCGAACUUCCUCUCAAAACGACGACAUUCCCAUCCCAAACGACAAACCCCCUGUUCUCGCAAAGGAGAAGAAGUCUAAACGACAACUCAAACGCGAACGUCGUCAGGAUCAAAAAUCAACACGAAACUUGUGUCCAGAAAUUUCCAAAUCUGGUGAUGUUAAUUCGUGUCGUUAUAAAGACAAGUGCCGUUUCAGCCAUGAUAUUGAAGCAUUCAAGGCACAGAAAUUGGCUGAUUUGGAGGGGGAGUGUCCUUUCUUGAAAUCUGAAGGGCCAUGUCCUUAUGGAUUAUCGUGUAGAUUUUUAAAUACGCAUGAAGAGAGUACUGUGUCUAUACCUUCUUCUAAUGGAUUGAAGAUAAGGUCUGAGGUUAAUGGUUUUAGCAAAGAUGUUCAGAAACUUUUGUGGAAAAACAACAUGACAUUUCCCAAAGCUGAUGCCAAGCUCAAAUCUCUUGGCCUCUUUAAAAUGUUGCAGGGACAGUCGAAGUCAAAAGUGAAUGACAUGGAAAACAAAGAUGGUGGUGACAAAUGCGAUCAGUCUGAGGACAAUGGCUCUUGUGCAGUUACAUCUGACUUGGAAAACAAAGAUGACGAUGAUAAAUGCCAUCAGUCUGAUGACGAUGGCUCUUGUGGGGUUCCCCCUGAAUCAGGUUCUAAGUUAGAAUGCUCUGAAGAAGUUAUAAAAGAUGAUGAUAAUAAUGGAGAACUUGAAUCUGAUGUACUCUGUCCCCAGAAGAGAAGAAAAACUGCUGAAAGUGGUGAUGGUGAGAAGAUAGAAAAUGAAGGUGUGAGUGUUACUGACCAAAAUGUUGAUGGAAGCUGCAUAAGAUCUGAACCAGAGGCAGGGACUGAAGCUAUAACCCCAGAAACUGAUCUAAGCUUGAAAUUGCACUCACGUGAAAAGAAGCUUAUUGAUUUCAGGGAAAAGUUGUAUCUUGCACCCUUGACCACUGUUGGAAAUCUCCCUUUCCGUAGAGUUUGCAAAGUAUUAGGAGCUGAUGUAACAUGUGGUGAAAUGGCAAUGUGCACAAAUCUUUUGCAGGGUCAAGCUUCAGAAUGGGCAUUGCUGAGACGCCAUUCAUCUGAAGAUUUGUUUGGUGUACAAAUCUGUGGGUCAUAUCCAGAUACUGUAGCUCGAACAGUUGAACUAAUAGAAAAGGAAUGUACAGUAGAUUUCAUUGAUAUAAAUAUGGGUUGCCCUAUUGACAUUGUUGUGAAUAAGGGUGCUGGAUCAGCUCUUCUUACCAAACCAAUGCGGAUGAAAAGUGUUGUUGAAGUAGCUUCUGGCACAGUUGAUAUACCGAUAACUAUCAAGGUACGGACAGCUUAUUUUGAAGGGAAGAAUCGCAUUGACUCUCUUAUAGCAGACAUUAGCUCCUGGGGAGCCAGUGCGGUGACAAUACACGGUAGGUCACGCCAACAACGCUAUAGCAAGCUUGCUGACUGGGAUUACGUAUAUCAGUGUACCAAGAAAGCCCCUAAUAAUUUGCAAGUAGUUGGAAACGGAGAUGUUUUUUCAUUUGUAGACUGGAACAUCCACAAAACACAAUGUCCUGAACUUGCUACAUGCAUGAUUGCCCGUGGUGCACUGAUUAAACCUUGGAUAUUUACGGAGAUUAAAGAACAAAGACAUUGGGACAUUAGUUCUGGCGAGCGACUAAAUAUUCUCAAAGAUUUUGUGCAUUUUGGUCUUCAACAUUGGGGUUCAGAUACAAAAGGGGUGGAGACAACAAGGCGGUUCUUGUUGGAGUGGCUUAGCUACACUUGUAGGUACAUACCUGUUGGUCUUUUGGAUGUGGUUCCACAACGAAUAAAUUGGCGUCCUCCAUCGUACUAUGGGCGAGAUGACCUUGAGACAUUGAUGGCCUCAGACUCUGCAGCUGACUGGGUACGAUUAUCAGAGAUGGUACUUGGCAAAGUUCCAGAUGGCUUUACUUUUGCACCAAAGCAUAAAUCAAAUGCUUACGACAGAGCUGAAAAUGGUUAAUAAAUCAAAUGCUCAUGAAUCAUUUUCUUCUCAACUGUUUAUUUGUUGUCUUGUAUGCCUUCCCGAUUGGUUUGAAAAUGUUGAGGAGACAACAUUUCAUAGUUGACCUUUACUUUUCAAUCAUUCACUCCUCUACUUUGAAACAAAACAUUUAUUAAAUAAACAAUCAUUGACAUUUGAUAUGUAAGCAAUAAUCAUUUUGAGUCACGCCAACUUUUGCAUGCUCGGGUCAAUUUGAAUUUUCCAAUUGCUGUAGUAUUUAUUUA